Molecule: messenger RNA, 4396 nt
Organism: Lindgomyces ingoldianus
Lineage: Eukaryota; Fungi; Ascomycota; Dothideomycetes; Pleosporales; Lindgomycetaceae
Exons: 1
Coding region: 370-4080 (1236 amino acids)
Source: RefSeq, a predicted model, not a curated record
CACCACCGCACACCUCAUCAAGCUUCUCAUCCUCUCCAUAUUCUCCCGUCCGUCAUCCGUCGCGCCCUUGCACUGCAGUCAGCACCACUCGCCUGUCUAAUCAUCGCUCUCCAACGCGCGGAGGUUGUCCAGUCGUUCCGAGCUUGUGCGACGCCGGAAUAAUUCUAAGACGCCUUUUCCUAUCGCUGCAACAAUAGCCCUGCCCAGUCAACGCUCCAUUGCUGGUCGCUCGCCCCCGCCGGUGAUGGUCACUGUCAGUUCAUGGCCUCGCUGAGGCGCAAGAUAUUAUCGAGGCAGCAGCUGCGCGAAACCCACGCAAAAGCAACGCGGUGACAGCCUCUCCUCACACGAUACGCUCGGUCCUCCACAAUGGCGCCCUCCAACAUGUUUUCGUACCUACGGAACCACAACAGGCGCAAUGUCUCGAAUCCUGCCUCUCCAGAUCCCCCCAAUACCGCGGGCGCGCAGCCGAUCCCCACGCCCUCACCCUCGCUGCAGUCGCCCGAGGUUUUUCCUGCGACGCGGCCGGCCGACAAUGCCAGUUUCAACUCUGGCUCUCCAGUCUCGCCCUAUCCACCGCAGCUCCCGCCAAUUCCACGCGUAGCCUCGCGGAUCGAUCGUUCGUCCGCAAGCUCUGCCGUUACCAGUCCCCAACCCCCCACCAGCACACACUCAAGUUCUACUGGCAUAAACAAUCAAAUAGCGGAAACCCGAGGGAUGCGCCCCGGUUUGGUGUCCCUCCAGGACCAGUUUUUGUCGCCAGGACAUGAUAAUCAGCGUCCCUCGUCGAGGAAUGCACAGUCGAGCCCAGUGCCAGGCUUCCGGUCGAAAGGGCAGAGCCUCGUCGAGGUGGUGGAGCACGCAGUACAGGACUCAUACCCUGCGCAGCCAUCUUCACAGCUAUCACCACCCAGCAUUGCUUCGGACUACUCAACGAAAUCCCGCUCCCAGACGUCACUCGUCGGUGGCUUCAGCGACAGGUUCUCGAGUGCGCCCAAGCCUGCAAACACCCCAGCUGGCCAACAGAAGUCUGUCAAAUCCAGGCUGACUCUGCGGAAUCCCAUGUCUCUUUUGAUGCGACGCAGGUCUGGGCAGCCGUUAGAACACCUCGCAGACGAGUCAUUAGUCAGCCAUCGAUCGCCCUCAGUAGUGCCUCCCAUGCCAGACGACUACGAUCCGAGUAUUCGCGGACGAAUUUUCCACGACUUCAGCGUUCCUCGACCGAACCGAAACUUCUCGUAUAAUAAUGCAUAUGGGAACGAUCCGAGCAGGCCGCCCUCGGGAAAUACCCCACAAGAAGCUGAUCGCUACAGUCCACCCAAAGUGGAACGCGAACACACCCCUGUGUUUCGGGAGCAUUUCGAUGACGAUAGCAGUUACGAAGCCUCCCAGGCCGCCAUUCGAGCGGAACAGCUAGUGAAUCGGGAUUUUCUCGCGAGAAACUCUCUUCUUGCACCUCCUCAAAGAUCUCCGCCACCCCCUCCGCCUCUGCCCAAAGAUUCUCCUCCAGCGCCUCCUCCUCAACAUUCAUUACCCUCUACUUCUUCUUCUUCUUCUUAUCCUCCUCCUCCUCCUCCUCCUCCUCCUCCCCCUCCUCCCCCUCCUCCUGAGAAGACUCUAGAUGACUUCGAAUCAUCCGUCUUAUCACCAGUGCAAGAAGCGUCAAGCCCUACCGAUGCCUCCACCGACGAAACGCCGCGGAAGAGGAAAUCAACCAAGACACCGCCUUCAUCCCGGUCAAGAGCUACUUCAGUCACAGAUCCAUCAUUUGUACCGGCUGGUCUGCCCGCACACCUCACGAGCAGAUCCUCAAGAUUCAGCUUCCAGAUUGCCGGCAAUGACUCGGCACAAGAGAAGCUGCUCGAAGAGAGGCAUAAGCAGAAGGCAGCCGAAAAGGCUUCUAAACAAACUCGCAUGUCGACAACUACGCUUGACGAUGACUAUGACGACUAUGGCAUGGAUGACUUUGACAUGGAUGACGGAUUCGAGGAAGACAUCCCCAUGCUUGGCGACGACUACGACUUUGGCGACGCAUCUAUGUCUCCUGGAAUGUCUGCCUUCGACUUCUCCUCAUUCACCCUACCCAUGCACAACAACCCAAUGAGUCCAAUUAGCAUGAAUGGAGAGCUACAGACACCUCGCGAUGCAAACGGAAAUGCUAUCGGAUUUGCCCUUUCCAACGACAUGGUUCAGAGUGUUCAUUUGCCUGCACCUGGACGGCACUUGAAUGGAUCCGAUGUCCCUAUCACUGAGAUGCGUGGGCUUGGUUUGAUGGAGCUUUCACAUGGGCCUGGAGAUAAAUCGAAUUUCACUCCUGCCGAUACCCCCGAAGACACGAACACCACUGCGACAGAUGAACCGAGCACAGGCAAGGUGGAUUUGGAUGAUGAUUUGUACUUUGAUGAUGGCAUGAUCGAAGAGCAGGGAGACAUUGACGCUGUCGAAUUUGAUGAAAACGUAUUUGACGACCCAUCCCAUCCGCUAUUUGAACGCAAGAUGAAACCACCACCCAUCGAAGAGCUUAAAAUUGGCCUUUCUUCUCAUCCACCGGAUAUAUCGAGUUCAGAAGCUGGAUACGAAGCAGAUGACGACGAUCUCACACGACAUAUCAACAAGGCCGAACCAUCUCUUGCCCACAAAACCUCCACAGCCGCUCAAAGGCCUGUACCGGGCUUCGGCAAUCUUGACGCUUACCACAAUGCGCUUGCAGAUGCUGCAAACCGUGCAGAGGCAGAAGGACGGUUCGCGCGCAAGGAAAGCGUUGAUGUUGGACAAGUAAGCUCUGAUGCUGGUGACUCUUCUCUCAGCGACUCGCGUCCUAGCCUUAUACCCGAUGAUGGGCGCUAUAGUCUAGACACUGCUGGUUUUCCGUUUGAUGAUGACGGGUUUGGUAUGGACUCUAGCUUUGUGGACGAUUACGAUUACAGCGAGUACGACUCUGCGCUAGAAGACGAUCCCAUGAUUGCCGAGGCAAACGCUGAAGCGCUUGCGAGUGAUUAUGAAGAGUUCUACGGCCAGGAAUUCGGGUUCUAUGCUAGCGCCCAGGGAGAGGCAGUAAACGCCUAUGGUGGCUUCUUCGGGCCAUCAGGUCUCGGUCGCAGUGUUAGCGGCCGCAAUGCCGUGCGUGAACCCAACCUCACGCCCAUCACGGAACGUAGCGAAUACAGCACGAGAAACUCGUUCAUCAGCCUCAACCAUUUCCGUGACGGACAACAACCGAUACAGAGUCCAGGCCUCGCGCAGCUAGCACGGAUCAGUCCGUAUGGCUGGCGAGAUGAUGAUCCAGACAUGAGCCUCGAUUCUCUCAUGAAACUACGAAAAGGCGCAUUUGGGGGAAGUAGAGCCAGCUUAGGCAGUUCCACAGGUAACAGCCCACGAAACUCGAGUCCUAUGGGUAUGCAAUACGUCCCCGGGACAGCUAGCCCGAUGGCGAAUUAUUCCAGAGGUAGCGUAGAAGUUGGUGACAGCGAUGACUCUGUCCCAGUCGUAGAUGACGAAUUCGAGGACGACAACGAGGCUCUCGAUGCAGUGAACGCUAUUCCGGGGGAGUAUUCCUCCAGCUCAGAAGACAGUUCAGCCGAGGAAGAAAGACCCGGAAGCCCAACCUUAACAGCCUCAGACUACAACUCUCUUUCCAGCCCGAUAAGUCAAGCCCAAUCCCAAUCUCAGAACCAUUCUGCCCAUGACAUGCCACCGCCCCCAUUACCGCGCUCCAAAAUGGCCGCGGGCAUAGGAAUCUCCCCGCCUCCCCUAAGUCUUUCAACAACCUUCACUCACCCCCAUUCUAAUUCCAUCGACACAAAUCUCUCCUCCCCUACCCUAGCCUCUGCACCGGGCUCGGCGCCUCGUCGCCAGUCUCUUGGCCUCGUAUCACCCAUCUCUACGAACUCACCUAUGACGCCUGGAGGCGGGUGGAAGGGUGGCCAUAGUCGGAAAGGUAGCGCUGCGGAUAGUGUUGCGUAUGUAAGAGAACAUGAUGAGCAGGGAGGGGAUCGAUGGGUACUGGAAAGAAGGAGGACGGCAGAGAGCGGGGAGCUGGAGUUGAUUGGUAGGGAGAUUGUUGAGGGUGGGAGGAUAUAACAAGUUGAGAUUGGAAUUGGGAUUGGCAUACGCAUCGUUAGAGCGAACAUCUCUUCCUUUGUUUCAGCACUCCGAAUUUUCACGCUUUUGUGCCGAACUCGUUUGGCUGUUGGAUCGCAUUGCAUGGCGUUGGUUCUGGUCUCGGUUUUUUUUCUCUCAGCGCAAGUAAGCGGGUAUAGCUAGACCUCCGGAGUCCUUGGAUAGGGUUGGGAGACUUGGACAACAUACCAUCAUCAUAUAAGCUUAUCAUAGAUAGCAUCGUACUUAGCGAGCAGGCAGGCAGGCAGGCAUUGAGAUCAGGUAUUUUCAAUGGCAU